Molecule: messenger RNA, 987 nt
Organism: Penicillium waksmanii
Lineage: Eukaryota; Fungi; Ascomycota; Eurotiomycetes; Eurotiales; Aspergillaceae
Product: class III chitinase ChiA2
Exons: 1
Coding region: 1-987 (328 amino acids)
Biological process (GO): carbohydrate metabolic process
Cellular component (GO): extracellular region
Molecular function (GO): chitinase activity
Source: RefSeq, a predicted model, not a curated record
AUGUCUUGCUUUACCUUUAUUUUGCACCUGCUUCUCAUUUUUGGAGUUACCACGGCCAUUCCUCACCAGUCACGAGCUUGGGCUAACGGCGCUCAAAACGUAGCCUACUGGGGCCAGGAUGGCCACGUCCGGGAUCUGAUCAAUUACUGUAACCCAUCCUCCGGAAUCGACAUUAUCAUCUUGUCGUUCCUGUAUCGAUUUGGCAAUGGCAACACCAUUCCCUCCGGCGAACUCGGCGUCCACUGCCGAAUAGCUCCCAAUGGCGAGGGGCAGAACUGCCAGGGCAUGGCGGAUGCCAUAAACACCUGCAAGUCGCACGGAAUCAAGGUCAUCGUCUCCCUUGGUGGCUCCGUUGGUGCGUACUCCCUCUCAUCGCAAGCCGAGGCCGAAGCCAUUGGUCAGCACUUGUGGGAGGCAUACGGUAACACUCGUGGAAGCGUGCCGCGGCCAUUCGGCGCAACCUUCGUGAAUGGUUGGGAUUUUGACAUCGAGGCAUGGGCAGGAAAUGUCUACUAUCAGAACCUCAUCCAGAAACUCCGAUCGAACUUUGCCUCUGAUCCUCAGCACACGUACUACAUCACAGGGGGGCCCCAGUGCCCCAUUCCGGAGCCAUAUAUGCAGACAAUCAUUCAGAAUUCCGAGUUUGACUACCUGUGGGUUCAGCACUACAACAACCCGUAUUGUUCCAAUGGCGGAAACAUCAACUUUGAUGCUUGGGUGGCCAAUAUCGCUGGCACUCGGUCUGCAAAUGCGAAAAUCUUCAUUGGCGUCCCAGCUUCACCCCUCGCCUCCACUGGUACCGUGUCUGGCGCCCAAUACUACAUGGACCCCCACACCCUGGCUUCCGUUAUCAGCCAGCAUAAAGACAAUCACGCGUUCGGCGGGGUGAUGACUUGGUCUGCUGGCUGGUCAGAUACCAAUGUCAACAAUGGAUGUACCUACGCCCAAGACGCCAAGCGUAUCUUGACGACUGGCUCGCCUUGCUGA